CCACGCCCACUUUCAGUCGGUACAGCCUGUUGGCGGCAGUAACGAGACAAGGGUCAUUCAACAACCGUAAAAAAAUAACACGGAAGAACGAAUGAGUCGCGCAGAGAGAAGGAGAGAGCACGCGCGCCCACCCACGAGCUGAAGAUGAGUGUGAUGAAGUUUUGGACCGCCGUGGUCAAUGUGCUGUGUUUGCCUCUGCAUCUGAUCAAAGCGCUGGGUCUGUAUGAAGGAUACAAACGCGUCAUCUUUCCUGACCUAUGUGGCUGAGUCGCUUCACGGAGGCGUACAACAAGAUCAUGAAGGAGGAGAAGAAGGAGCUGUUCCGCAGCCUGUCGGAGUUCGCUCCGUCCCGCGGACCGCUCACUAUCCUGGAGGUGGGCUGCGGGACUGGAGCAAACUUUGAGUUCUAUCCAGCCGGUUCCAGAGUGCUGUGCACGGAUCCAAACCCCCACUUCCAGAAGUACCUGAAGACCAACAUCGAGAAGAACGACCACCUGACCUACGAGCAGUUCGUGGUGGCCUCUGGGGAGGACCUGGGGUCGUUUGAGGACGAGUCCGUGGACGCGGUGGUCUGCACGCUGGUGCUCUGCUCCGUCCGUGACGUCACAGCCACUCUGCGGGAGGCCAUCCGAGUCCUGCGGCCGGGGGGGGCCUUCUUCUUCCUGGAGCACGUGGUUGCAGAUCCCUCCACCUGGACGUACUUCUUCCAGCACGUCAUCCAGCCUCUGUGGUAUUACUUUGGGGAUGGAUGUGCCGUCACGCGGGAAACUUGGAAGUACCUGGACGAAGCGGGAUUCUCUGACCUCAAACUGAGACACAUUGAGGCCCCAAUCGCCCGAAUCGUCAAACAGCAUGUUGUGGGCUACGGCAUUAAAUAGGUUCUUACAUUUUAGAAAAA
Messenger RNA from Oryzias latipes (Japanese medaka), 898 nucleotides. Its product is annotated as thiol S-methyltransferase TMT1A. Lineage: Eukaryota; Metazoa; Chordata; Actinopteri; Beloniformes; Adrianichthyidae. Gene Ontology annotation, molecular function: S-adenosylmethionine-dependent methyltransferase activity. The record is from RefSeq and is a predicted model, not a curated record.